UUGCAGUUGUAUUUUUUUAAAAGAAAAAGGGGAAAAGAAAGCUUAUUGGAAAACCCUCUUCAGACCCUUGCCGCUACCACGAAGAAGGGUUUUAGAGCACUCGACGUCUCUUCUAAUAUAUUUUAGGGUUUUAAGUGCAUAAUUGACUGCUUAAGAUCUUCUUCGCAUUAAUAACCAUGGGAGGAUCUCGAGCUCAAGUGAACAAAGCUCACAAGUCUCGCUUUUCCUCAAAAUCAACUCGUAACCUGCACAAAACUUCUCUCAGAGAUAAGAAUAGAAUUGCAAAAUCAGAGCGUAAUGCUGCUAAGGGAGCUCGAGCUGUUCGAAUUCAACGUAACAAGAUGUUGCGGGAGCAGAAAAGGGCGGCACUUUUGAAAGAGAAAAGAGCUUCUGGUGGAUCAUCGAGCCCUCCUCGAGUAAUUGUUCUUUUUGGCCUCUCUGCCUCUGUAAACAUAGAUUCACUUGCUGAAGAUCUUUUGCAAUUAUUGUCUCCUGAAGGUGGCGCAGCUGUGUCUUCAACAGUAGCUUCCUCCGAGUACAAAAUGAGAGCAACAGUAUUGAAAGCACCUCAUGGGGAUUUAUUAUCGUGCAUGGAAAUGGCUAAGGUUGCUGAUCUGAUUGCUUUUGUGGCAUCAGCCAGCGAAGAAAGUGCUUCUGACUAUAUUGAUUCAUUUGGAAGUCAGUGCUUGUCUGUGUUUAGGUCGCUUGGUUUGCCAAGCACCGCCGUUUUCAUCCGUGAUCUGCCAACUGAUCUGAAAAGAAAAAAUGACUUAAAGAAAAUGUUUACAUCCAAUCUUGCUAGUGAAUUUCCUGAGGAUUGUAAGUUCUAUCCAGCAGAUACAAAAGAUGAGCUGCACAAGUUUUUGUGGCUAUUCAGGGAGCAAAGGCUAACAUUGCCUCACUGGAGAAACCAACGGCCUUAUCUCAUGUCCCAAAAGGUUACUACGGUAGCAGAUAAUGGCAAUUUAGGGAAAUGUACCCUUCUCCUUACUGGUUAUCUGCAUGGUCGCAGCCUCUCAGUAAAUCAGCUGGUUCAUGUUUCUGGCGCGGGGGAUUUUCAGUUGCAGAAUAUAGAAAUUUUGAAAGAUCCAUCUCCUUUGAAUCCAAGAAAAGAACUGGAUUUAAUGGAGUCAGAUGAUGUGCGUGAUGCGGAGGUAAAGGUUGUUCGUUCUAUAGAUCCUGAUCCUUUGACACAGGAGCCCGUGCUUGUUGAGAAUGUUCCAGAUCCACUUGCAGGGGAGCAGACAUGGCCAACAGAGGCAGAGAUGGAGGAGGCUAACAAAGUUCAGGAAGAGAAAAGGCUAAAAAAGAGGAUUCUACCUCGAGGUACUUCAGAGUACCAGGCUGCUUGGAUUGUGGAUGAUUUAGAUGAUGACGGUUCAGAUAGCGGCAGUGAUUCUGAAGAUGGUAUGGUACUGGACGAAACAGAAAGUUAUGGUCCAGGUUUGGAGGGAGUUGAUGCGUCAGAAAUUGAUGAUGAUCAAUCUUCUCUAGAUCUUAGAAACUCUGAUGAAGAAACUGAAAAUGCUUCAGUGAUGAUGGAAGGUGAAAACUUAACAAGGGAACAGAUAGAGGAUGAGAUUCGAAAACUUAAAGAGGCACAUGCUGAAGAUGAGGAAUUUCCGGAUGAAGUGGAAACGCCAUUGGAUAUUCCUGCUAGAAAGCGUUUUGCCAAGUAUAGAGGUCUCAAGUCCUUUAGAACCUCUGCAUGGGACCCAAAAGAGUCUCUACCUCCAGAAUAUGCCAGAAUUUUUGCAUUUGAUAACUUUGCAAAAACACAAAAACAUGUUUUUGCAAAGGCCUUAGAAAUCGACCAAGACAACCUGGAUGGCUGUAUACCAGCAGGUCAUUAUGUAAGGCUACACAUCAAGGAAAUACCCACUAUUGUUGCUUCCAAAUUAUGUACGCUAGCAAACACAUUGCCCAUUAUUGCAUGCGGCCUUUUGCAACAUGAAUCUAAGAUGUCUGUUCUUCAUUUUAGCAUUAAGAAACACGACACAUAUGAUGCUCCAAUCAAAUCCAAAGAAGAACUAAUAUUUCAUGUUGGUUUUCGGCAGUUUGUUGCCAGGCCAAUUUUUUCCACUGACAACAUUAAUUCAGACAAGCACAAGAUGGAGAGGUUCCUUCAUGCCGGGCGGUUCUCUGUAGCAUCAAUUUAUGCUCCAAUUUCUUUUCCUUCUCUUCCUUUAGUAGUCCUGAAGCAUGCUGAAGGAGGUGCUGCCCCCACUCUUGCUGCUGUUGGCUCCUUAAGAAGCAUUGACCCAGACAGGACAAUACUGAAGAGGAUUAUAUUAACAGGUUACCCUCAAAGAGUAUCAAAACUGAAAGCUUCAGUACGAUAUAUGUUCCAUAACCCAGAGGACGUGAGAUGGUUCAAGCCUGUGGAAGUAUGGACUAAAUGUGGUCGUCGUGGUCGCAUUAAGGAACCUGUUGGUACACAUGGGGCAAUGAAGUGCAUCUUGAAUGGUGUUCUUCAGCAGCAUGAUACAGUUUGCAUGAGCCUGUAUAAACGUGCAUAUCCCAAGUGGCCAGAACAUCGGUUCCCAAUUCUUGAUGCUUGAUCGGGGAGGUAGCUGAUCCUCCCAUCUUAAUGAUUCUGAAACACACAACUUACCAUGGUGGUUUGUGGGAAUGAAGCUCUGGUUCAGAUUGUCAAGUCCAAUUUCGUGUUUGCUAGGAGGUCAGAAGCAUUAGAGUAGCAUGGAUUUUGUCAUACCUUUCUUCUUGUAAUACUGCCUUUCGCCCCCCUCUUUUUUUUUGGUGUGAAGUAGCAAAAUCACUUCCCCUCUUAUUAUAGUCAGAGGAAGGAAUAGAGGGACAACAAUUGUGUUACUUUGCUUCCUGGCAAUCCUUGUCCAUUAAUUUAUGCUAUUAGUUAACCGUAAAAAAUUCUCCAUUGAUGUUUAACCCUUUGUGGAUGUGCAUGGGUUUACGGGCAUUAAUUUUGUGAAUUUUGGUAAAUAAGCAAUGGGUGUGCAUAAGUUAAAAAAAAACGAAAGAACAUAUUUUCUCC
This is a messenger RNA of Ricinus communis (castor bean), 3013 nucleotides long. RefSeq names its product pre-rRNA-processing protein TSR1 homolog. Gene Ontology annotation, biological process: endonucleolytic cleavage of tricistronic rRNA transcript (SSU-rRNA, 5.8S rRNA, LSU-rRNA); ribosome biogenesis; maturation of SSU-rRNA from tricistronic rRNA transcript (SSU-rRNA, 5.8S rRNA, LSU-rRNA). Gene Ontology annotation, cellular component: preribosome, small subunit precursor; nucleus. The transcript has 21 exons. The coding region runs from base 177 to 2561 and encodes 794 amino acids. Gene Ontology annotation, molecular function: GTPase activity; U3 snoRNA binding; GTP binding. NCBI's taxonomy places the organism in Eukaryota, Viridiplantae, Streptophyta, Magnoliopsida, Malpighiales, Euphorbiaceae. The record is from RefSeq and is a predicted model, not a curated record.